AUGCAAUUUCUUCCUGCAGUAAGUCCACAGUCGUUCUCCACUCCGAGCUGGAAUAUUGAGGCCAAGUAUUCAACCAGAGUGCUCACUGGAAACUGGUUGGAGGAGAGGAGGAAGUUCACCAAGGCCACUGAGAAAACACCCCAGACCAUUUAUAGAAAAGAGUAUAUCCCCUUCCCAGACCACAGACCGGACCAGAUCUCCAGGUGGUACAGCAAGAGGAGAGUUGAGGGGCUCCCGUACAAACACCUGAUCACCCACCACCAGGAGCCCUCGCACCGCCAUCUGAUCAGCACGUACGACGACCAUUACAACCGUCAUAACUAUAACCCAGGCUUGCCCCAGCUCCGCACAUGGAGUAGACAUAAGUUGCUGUGGCUCCCAGAGAAAGCUGACUUCCCGCUUCUCGCUCCCCCUACAAACUACGGACUUUAUGAGCAGUUGAAGCAGAGAUGGCACCCAUCACCCGAGGCCACCUGGAGGGAGAGCAUUUACACUUCUUCCUGCCCCAAACCACCUUCUGGUGCUACGUCUCAGCGGAAGCAUGCAAUUCCAGUGCCUCCCCCUCGCCUGCGGCCUGUCCCACACUCUUGA
This is a messenger RNA of Mesoplodon densirostris (Blainville's beaked whale), 591 nucleotides long. RefSeq names its product cilia and flagella associated protein 107 (gene CFAP107). The record is from RefSeq and is a predicted model, not a curated record. The coding region runs from base 1 to 591 and encodes 196 amino acids. Lineage: Eukaryota; Metazoa; Chordata; Mammalia; Artiodactyla; Ziphiidae. The transcript has 4 exons.